Brassica oleracea var. oleracea is the source of this 1097-nucleotide messenger RNA. RefSeq lists its product as uncharacterized. The record is from RefSeq and is a predicted model, not a curated record. The coding region runs from base 142 to 822 and encodes 226 amino acids. Lineage: Eukaryota; Viridiplantae; Streptophyta; Magnoliopsida; Brassicales; Brassicaceae. The transcript has 4 exons.
UCUUCUCUCUAAACCCACUCUGCAAGGAACCCAUCUCUCUCUACUCUCUCUCUCUCUCUCUCUAUUUCGCUUUUAUCUCUUUCUCUCAAAAACGUUUCGAAGCUGACUUAGAAAAGUCCGGUCUUUUACUGCAUUUGAACAAUGGCGAUUGAAGACCACGAGAACCCACAUCGAGUAAUCAAACCUAAGAACAGAAGAAUCAUGGGAGGUGAUGGACUGGAGGAAGAAGAGAAUCAUCGAUGGCCUGCGUGGCUAAAGCCUCUACUCAAAGAACACUUCUUUGUUCAAUGCGACGUUCACUCACCUAAAAGCGAAUGCAAGAUGUACUGUUUGGACUGCACAAACGGCUCGCUUUGCUCCCUCUGUCUUGCGCAUCACAACAAUCAUCGUACCAUUCAGAUAAGGAGAUCAUCUUAUCAUGAUGUGAUAAGGGUGAAUGAGAUUCAGAAGUAUUUGGAUAUCUUUGGCAUUCAGACGUAUGUGAUCAACAGCGCAAAGGUUGUGUUUUUGAAUGAAAGGCCUCAGCCUAGACCCGGUAAAGGAGUUACUAAUACCUGCAAGGUCUGUUAUCGUGGCCUUGUCGAUGAUUGCUUCAGCUUCUGCUCUCUUGGCUGCAAGGUAGCAGGAACUACUAGGAGCUUUGAGAAGAGAGUGAAGUAUACACCAACGGAACCAGAGAAUUCAAGCAGCAGCAGUUCAGGAGUAGAGGAUAACAUUCCAGAUCCACAGAGCUUAGCCCCUUCAACACCUCACCUUCCUACUUCCACUUCUUUGCGGAAAAGAAAAAGAAAGGGAAUCCCUUUCCAAUCUCCACUACAAUGAGAUCAGAUCGCAAAGUAUACAGACAUCUUCAAAAGAAGGGAUCAAAAGACACAAAAUAAAAAAAAAAGGUUUUAACUUUCUCUUACACCAAAGAGAAGGGUCAAGGGCCUUGCGUAUAUGCUAUAAAGUAGUCAAACAACUAGUAAGUGUACAUAUAUGAUAUAACAAUACUGAGGGCUUUUUAAGUAGUUGGUUUUUGACAAAGUCCUUGUGUGUAUAUUUGGUUUUGAUGGAUUUUAUAACAAUAACAUAUAAUUUAUAUUAUCUUUUAGAAA